AUGGCCUACACACGCCAACAUAUGGAGGACUACACCGCGGCCGCCCCGCAAUUUGAGGUUCUUGUGCGGAGCAUGGGCGGAUCGACCUUGAACUACCAGAUGGACAAGAACGCCAUCGUCGGAGACUUGAAGCAAAGGAUUUCGAAUCAGACUCGGGUGAAGUACCACGAGAUCAGACUCAUCCAUCAGCAGGUCACCCAGGCAGGGCAUCAGAACGUCGAACCGGACACCUUCGACAAACUGCACAGGCUCCUGCCGAACACACGCGCCGGUCCGUUGGAGAUUCAGCUGGUCGUCACCGCGUCGUGUCGUUGGUGCAAUGUCCGGCUUGAACAGCCACCCAUCCUGGAGACUGAGAUUGGAGAGUACU
Molecule: messenger RNA, 370 nt
Organism: Symbiodinium necroappetens
Lineage: Eukaryota; Dinophyceae; Suessiales; Symbiodiniaceae
Source: the annotation of a GenBank genome assembly